AUUCACACGUCACAGGCUGUGGAACCAAAUGUUUUGUCCCGCAGCAGCAUUCCAGAUUUUUUUUUCUUCUCAACAAGUGGUUCUCGCACAUUUCGAACAGCGUAAAAUUAUCCAUUCAACAAGGCUUUCAUGUGGAGUGCAAACCAUGCCGUAAGGCACGGUCCGUCCGAAACGGAUGGAAACUGUACAACAACUUUAUCUACCACCCCACCAGCUUACUUUGCCAAACAAGUGCGUUCUCAAUUAGAGCACGAAAAAUUAAUCCAAUCCAACCAGCUUGGUUGUAUGCCUGCGUACCAGCGAAAAUGUAAAGUGAAACACCAGCGGGCAACAAACAAAGUGAAAGGAAAUUUGUUGGAAAAUUUGCAUCGAAAAUCACUCGUGGUGGUGGAGCGCGAUGGGUUCGAUUGAAGUGGUUCGGAGCGGAGCCACGUGAAGGACUUGUGCCGUACAACAAUGAGCAAAAAGUGAAGUGAUUUCUCAGUGUGGAAAUAAUACGAUUUUCCUACAGCGAAGGAAAGUGAACAUAGACACACAUACGCAGCCGGUAGCAUCGGAUACACUAGCUCCCAAAUUCGUUACAGCAACUAAAAUAGUCAAUUUUUUUUGUGUUGUGGCGCGGUUUCACCUUUCCACACCGGUUCCAACCAUGGAUGAAGUGCAUGAAAAGAUGGAGAAUUUUUUAAUUAAUUCCGACUCGAGUGGCAUCGAGUUGGGCGAGUUUCUAACGAAGCGGUUCCCCACAUCCGCCGCAACCUAUCUCGCCCUGCUUCCUCCCGGCAGCGCCCACCGUAUACGCCAACGUUUGACCAACCCAUGGAAAUUGGUACCGACGGUGGUGCUGUUGGUGCUUGCGCUACUUCUCCUGGGCGGACGACGGUGGCCACUGCAGCUGGCAACGUUGUUUGCAAAUGAAGAUUGCAUUCUUACCAUGCCGGCACAGCUGCAGAAAGCUUUUCGACCCCCGGAGAGCUGUGGCUUCUGUCGAACGGUUCACGGAACUGUUCCACGGCUGUCGAACGUUAGUCCGGCUGAGUUCGCCCGUGACUACGCAUACCGCGGUGGACCGGUGAUUGUGACCGAUGCAACUGUAAACUGGACCGCAGUGGAGAGUUUCGACUUUUGGUUCUUCAAACGUGUGUAUGAAACACAUGGCAGUGGGCCGAGAGCGGAACGCUGUCAGUUCUUCCCAUACCAGACCGGAUUUCGCGACAUACGAGAAGCGUUUUCAUUGCCCGAAUCACGCGUCCGAUACGACCCGGGAACAGAACCGUGGUACUUUGGUUGGAGCAAUUGUGAUCCAGCGAUCGUGAAUGUGCUGCGGAAGCAUUACCAGCGUCCCUACUUUCUGCCAGCCGACUCGGAGAACAGUGCCAUCGAUUGGGUGUUUAUGGGUGGGCCUGGUCUUGGGGCACACAUGCACGUGGACAAUGUGCGACUUCCUUCGUGGCAGUCGCAGCUAAAAGGAGCCAAAGAAUGGAUACUUGCACCUCCACCCGAGUGUUUGUAUCAAUGCGAAUUCCUCUCGGUCGUAGUACAAACUGGAGAAACAAUUGUGCUGGAUACUAAUAAAUGGUACCACAAAACAAAUGUACUCCCCGGUCCCAUCAGCAUCACAGUGGGAGCUGAAUACGACUAAAAGCCCCAUUCGCCACUUACCUCGAUAUGAUCGUCGUCCCCGGCGGAAACUCCACAAUGUCCUCCCGAAUUUC
Anopheles merus is the source of this 1712-nucleotide messenger RNA. RefSeq lists its product as uncharacterized. The record is from RefSeq and is a predicted model, not a curated record. The transcript has 4 exons. The coding region runs from base 650 to 1639 and encodes 329 amino acids. NCBI's taxonomy places the organism in Eukaryota, Metazoa, Arthropoda, Insecta, Diptera, Culicidae.